This is a messenger RNA of Balaenoptera musculus (blue whale), 1300 nucleotides long. RefSeq names its product thioesterase superfamily member 4 (gene THEM4). The record is from RefSeq and is a predicted model, not a curated record. The coding region runs from base 141 to 890 and encodes 249 amino acids. NCBI's taxonomy places the organism in Eukaryota, Metazoa, Chordata, Mammalia, Artiodactyla, Balaenopteridae. The transcript has 6 exons.
CCAGGCCUCGCCCUCCGCUCCCCCAAGUUAAAGAGGAAGAGCGGGCCGUUGGGUGGCUGGUUGGGUGAAUUGACCUCUGCCGCGGCCGCGAGCCAGCCGCCGCGCUUCCGGCGGCCGGAGCCCCGCGCACGCUCGGAGCUAUGCUGAGGAGCUGCACCGCGGCACUGCGCACGCUCCGGGCCCUACGCGGCAGGCGGGAAGGCGCGUCCCCCGCAGCGAGGGACCCGGUACUCGCGCGGGUAAGUCCCGGGCGCGGAGCGGCGGAAGUGGACAGAGGGGUGGGACUUUCCGUCAGGAACAACCCCGUGAUAUGGAGGUGGUUUUCUACUGAGAAAGUCAUUCCUAAGGACCAUGCUCUCCCCAACCCCAGCUGGAGCAAGGACUUAAGACUCCUCUUUGACCAGUUCAUGAAGAAAUGUGAAGACGGCUCCUGGGAACGUUUGCCUUCAUAUAAAAACUCAAAGCUUGUGAAAGAACAACUGUCACAGGCCCAGCUCUUCACCAGAGGCUAUGAGGAUGGCCUGGGCUUUGAAUAUGUGAUCUUCUAUAACGAUGAUGAGAAAAGGACAGUUUGCUUGUUUCAAGGAGGUCCUUAUCUGCAAGGAGUACCUGGAUUCCUUCAUGGAGGUGCCAUUGCAACAAUGAUUGAUGCUACUGUUGGUAUGUGUGCAGCUAUACCUGGGGGAAUUGUCAUGACUGCCAAUCUCAACAUCAAUUUUAAAAGACCUAUCCCUCUUUGUUCUGUUGUUGUGAUAAAUAGCCAACUUGAUAAAAUUGAGGGGAGGAAAUUGUUUCUUUCUUGUAAUGUUCGAAGUGUUGAUGAGAAGAUCCUGUACUCAGAGGCAACAGGCUUAUUUAUAAAGCUGGAUCCUGAAAAAAGUUUGACAUAAAAGAGCUUCUGGUGAAUUCCACACCAAUCUGCGUAAGGCUGUCCCUCCUCUAGAAGAAGCAGUUGUCUUCAGUCCUGUUCUACUCAUCCACUGUUAAAUCCCCCAUCGGGUGAAGCCUGCUAACACAGACCUUCCUAAACAAGUCUUUUGAAUACAAUUCCAGGAGCUCCAUUUCCACCUUCCAAACUUUUUUACGCAGAGACACUCCCUGUGAGAGUAUCAGCAGUUCUUUCUGUCUCCUUUGGAUAAGUAUCUGGUUCUCCUAAAAUUUGAAUAGUCUCCUUAAGUUUGCAUAGGUGUGAUGUCUGAUCCAUUGCAUUCUGGAGAAAAAAGUCAUGUUGAAACUUUUACCACAAACUUGGAAAUGCCAGAAAACCAAAGGAAGGAAUAAAUAUGUGGGUGCACGAAUA